Molecule: messenger RNA, 586 nt
Organism: Carassius gibelio (silver crucian carp)
Lineage: Eukaryota; Metazoa; Chordata; Actinopteri; Cypriniformes; Cyprinidae
Product: essential MCU regulator, mitochondrial
Exons: 3
Coding region: 37-327 (96 amino acids)
Biological process (GO): mitochondrial calcium ion homeostasis; calcium import into the mitochondrion
Cellular component (GO): mitochondrial inner membrane; uniplex complex
Source: RefSeq, a predicted model, not a curated record
UACUGGGCGUGUCUCUAAACGGCACAAGCAGGAAACAUGGCGUCGUUGGCAGGUCGACUCUCUCGGGCUUAUUUCAUUCGAAAUACAGCAACACUGAGCCGCAACACCGGCCCAAAAUCAGUAAACGCGACUUUCAGCCGAACCGCCGUGUCAACCGCAUCGGGGGCUGUCCUUCCUAAACCAGUAAAGGUCCCGCUCGGUCUGACCCGCAUGACUAUAGUGGUGGUUCCGUUCCUGUAUGUCGGUAAUCUGAUCAGUAAACAUUUCGCUGCUCUUCUGGAGGAGCAUGAGAUCUUCGUCCCAGAUGAUGACGAUGAUGACGACUGAGCGCAGUGCAUGUUUCACUCCAGCAGUCUGAAGGUCUUCUCUGAGGGGCCUGAUGCAGUACAGGAUAUAUUUAUGCAAUAAUAAAGAUUGUCAACACAUUUUUGUGUUUUCAUUACACUAACCAUGAACGCAAAACCAAAAAAACAAACAAAACCAAACCAAGUCUAAUGCUGUUUUUAUCUUUUCAAAGACAGUAUGUCUUGAGGCAGCCCUCAGCAGUUGCCUCUCUUCUGUUUAAUAAAGUUCAUGAAUGUCAGUC